UUGCAAUCGGUGGUUGCGAGUGGGUCCACACGGGAACAGCACGUGGGAGUAACCAGAUUCUUAUUUUCACUCUUAGUCAUUAUUGGCGACAUCAUCAGAGAGGUUGAUAGAUACAUCAUACACGGACGGACGAGUUGAUAGCAGAUGGUGGUUGGAAACAACGAAGCGCUAUGCAGCCACAUAAAAUCAGAGAAAUGAAAGAGGUGUUUCCAACGGCCGUUGAGUCGAGUCUGGUCUGAGCUGUGUUGUGGCGUCGCUCAAACCUUGCCGUGUCUCUGCUGGGAUGGGCUCAAUUUCGAGCGAUCAUGGCUGGCGCUUCCCUGCUAGCGGUCCCAUCCAUCAGCACCAUAAAUUUGGUCUCCCCACAGUUACAGUGACCUUCAAAGAUGCUCGAUGUUGCAUCAACAGCUACCUGACUGUCAACUCUUGGAAGACUGAGAGAUGCUCGAGGUGGUCCCUUGGGACCCUUCGCAGCCAACCAACCAACAAACGAUUCAGCCUAGUCCUUCAAUGCCCACCAAGAGCCCACAGCAAUAUGGGGUUUGCUUUCAUUGACUUUGGUAUCGGCGCAUGCGGAGAAGGGUCCAUGUACUGACUUCCCAUGCAUUUCCCAAGGCCGAAUGUCACACUGCGUAGGACAUUGCAGAACGCCCUCUCGACGUGGACGCCUCUGUCCUGGACCUUAACUCGUAUUAUUCAUGGCUGGGGUUGCAUGGGAAAAUGCGACUAGGCCUGUGGAUUUCCAAGGACUUGAUUCUUUCAUUCCUUUGUUUUUUUACGUUCUUGAUAAAGUAGCCUAGUAGCUCCAGAAGUCGAUCAAUCAGCCCCAGCAGCUAUAUAAGGUGCACUGCUUCCCCCUCCCAACGAGGAAAAUAAAAUCAUCAGCAAGGGAAACCGACCCUCAGUCUCUCCUUCAACUGACCGACAUUCUUUUAACCCACCGAACAUGCACCUCCAGGGGUUGCUACAGGCUGCGGCCACAGCGAUAUGCUUUGCAGGUGUUGCAGUGGAAGCUGUUAAAGUCAACCCACUCCCAGCUCCCGUUGAAAUCACCUGGGGAACUUCCGGCCCGAUCCAAAUCAGCGAGAAAUUUGAGAUAAGAGGGAGCAGGAACGAGAUUGUGACGGAUGCCUUCAAGCGCGCAAAAGAGACCAUCAAAACCAUCAGAUGGACCCCCGCCACAGUCGAAAAACCAAUUCCAAUAUUCGACCCAUUCCCGACCAACGCAAAGGCACGACGUGACUCGGAUGAUGAUGAUGAUGACCCAGAAAAGGGUAUUAGAGUUGUCAUGGUUAAAGUCAAAAACGAGAAGGCCGAGUUACAGCAUGGCGUCGAUGAAUCUUACACUCUGGAUAUCAAGGAAAGAGCCAAGUCUAUCGAAAUCACCGCGAAUACGAUUUACGGUGCCUUGCAUGCCUUUACUACACUCCAGCAGAUCGUCAUCGCUGACGGCAAACGGCUGAUCGUGGAGCAGCCAGUCUCCAUCAAGGACAAGCCUCUGUACCCGUAUCGUGGUAUCAUGAUUGACAGUGCCCGCAACUUCAUCAGCCUUCAUAAAAUCAAAGAACAACUCAACGGAAUGGCGUUGGCGAAGCUCAACGUUCUCCAUUGGCACUUGACUGACUCUCAGUCCUGGCCAGUUCAGAUUAACCGCUACCCACAAAUGAUCAAGGGCGCCUACUCCCCUCGCGAAAUAUACACGCCACAGGACAUCCGCAAUAUUGUCCAAUACGCCAAGGCACGUGGAAUUCGUGUCCUCCCGGAAAUUGAUAUGCCAGGCCAUUCCGCAAAAGGCUGGGAAGACAUUGAUCCCAAGUUGAUCGCUUGCGCCAAUUCUUGGUGGUCCAAUGACGUUUGGCCAUUACACACUGCGGUCGAACCCAACCCAGGCCAACUUGAUAUCAUUUACCCCGAAACCUACAAGGUUGUUGAGAACGUCUACAAGGAAGUCAAGCAACUUUUCCCCGACAAUUUCUUCCACACUGGCGGUGAUGAAGUGCACCCCAACUGCUUCAACUUCAGCAGUAUUAUCCGGGAUUGGUUUGCUGAGGACCCCAACCGUGAUUUCAACGACCUCCUUCAGGUUUGGGUUGAUAAAGCCUAUCCUAUCUUCAAGGACCGCCCAUCUCGUCGUCUCAUCAUGUGGGAAGACGUCCUUCUCGGUGGAAUGCAUGCCCGCGAAGUCCCCAAGGACGUGAUCAUGCAAUCCUGGAACCUGGGCCCUGACAACAUCAAGAAACUCACCUCGCAAGGCUACGACGUCAUUGUAUCUUCCGCCGAUUUCCUCUACCUUGACUGCGGUUUCGGCGGCUGGGUCGGCAAUGACCCCCGAUACAACGUCAUGAUCAACCCAGACCCAACCAAGCCAAACUACAACUACCUUGGACCUGGCGGCUCCUGGUGCGCCCCUUAUAAGACCUGGCAGCGUAUCUAUGACUACGACUUCACAUACAACCUCACCGACGCUGAGAAGAAACACGUCAUUGGCGCUGCGGCACCUCUGUGGUCUGAGCAGGUUGACGACGCUGUCAUUUCGACGAAGUUCUGGCCUCGUGCCGCUGCUCUGGGCGAGCUGGUCUGGUCCGGCAACCGCAACAGCGAGGGGAAGAAGCGCACGACCGAGAUGACAAGCCGUAUCCUCAACUUCAGAGAGUACUUGUUGGCCAAUAACAUCCAGGCCUCUCCUCUGCAACCCAAGUACUGCCUGCAGAACCCCCAUGCUUGCGACUUGUUCUACGAUCAAGAUGUCAUUGUGUAAGCGGCUGGGCGUUUCAGCGGGUACAAUCAAUGAUGGUGAUGUUCUGGGUUCUUCAUUUCUUUUCAUGGACAUAUUUACAUCAUCUCACUCCUUGUACUUGCCUGCAUAUUUCAUUUCCUUUCUUUCUGACACACAUGCAGAUGUCAUGCUCCUUUGACUUCCCUUAAUUACUGCUAUGUAGUUCAUUGUGUACUUAAAUCUUACUUUUGUUUGCUCGCUUCAUCCUAGGGCAGUGUGGGGCCUGCAGCAAGUAAUCUUUUGAAUUGAAAUCAUCUUUUUAAUUAAAUCAAAAUCCAGUGGAAGAGUUUAACCUCUACUUUCUAUGGCUCUAACAAAG
This is a messenger RNA of Blastomyces dermatitidis ER-3, 3095 nucleotides long. RefSeq names its product beta-N-acetylhexosaminidase. The transcript has a single exon. Bases 947 to 2758 code for a protein of 603 amino acids. Gene Ontology annotation, biological process: glycosaminoglycan metabolic process; carbohydrate metabolic process. Gene Ontology annotation, cellular component: membrane. Gene Ontology annotation, molecular function: beta-N-acetylhexosaminidase activity. NCBI's taxonomy places the organism in Eukaryota, Fungi, Ascomycota, Eurotiomycetes, Onygenales, Ajellomycetaceae. The record is from RefSeq and is a predicted model, not a curated record.